Messenger RNA from Lemur catta (Ring-tailed lemur), 3514 nucleotides. It is a transcript of the gene HELLS, whose product is annotated as helicase, lymphoid specific. The coding region runs from base 517 to 3033 and encodes 838 amino acids. The transcript has 22 exons. Gene Ontology annotation, biological process: DNA methylation-dependent constitutive heterochromatin formation; pericentric heterochromatin formation; negative regulation of gene expression via chromosomal CpG island methylation. Gene Ontology annotation, cellular component: nucleus; pericentric heterochromatin. NCBI's taxonomy places the organism in Eukaryota, Metazoa, Chordata, Mammalia, Primates, Lemuridae. The record is from RefSeq and is a predicted model, not a curated record. Gene Ontology annotation, molecular function: chromatin binding; ATP binding; ATP-dependent chromatin remodeler activity.
UUUCUGUUUCGGACGUCUCACCUGGAAACUCAUACAUCCUUCCUACCUAAAGGCUUGUCAGUUGGGGGGUGUUCAAUCACAUCACCCAGUGUGAGAAGGUGCCUAGCAAAUUGUUACAAGUGCCACUAGCGUAGUUCGAAACCAUCAUCAGACACGUGAGGAAACUGGGCCCCCACGGUCGGCAGACUCGCCAAUAUCACAGCGAUAAAGUCUGAAUUCUGAAGCCGAAUCCAAUUUUCCUAAAACAGAUUUCCAGGUAAACGCUCAGCGUCGCCACAGGUAAGUCCUGAAAAAAACCUCAAACUGCGCCAAAUCUCGCGCCGCACGGGCCAGAAGGCGGACGGGGAGCAUGAGGUAUCGCGAGAUGACGGCGUUUUCCCGCGAAGGAGAAGCGCGCGUUUUUCCCUGGCUGGGUAUUUGGGGAGAAGGUCGGGCCGGCUGUGGCUGUGAGGAAUUAGAGCGCGGCGUUGCAGGCACUGAGACUAGGCGACCCGGUUGCCGGGUGAGUGUCCAGACAUGCCAGCGGAGCGGCCGGCGAGCAGCGGCGGGCCCCCAGCCUCAGAAAUGGUUGAGCAACCGGAGGCUGCCGUCAUUACCCCAGCCAUGCUAGAAGAGGAGGAACAGCUUGAGGCCGCUGGACUUGAGAGAGAGCGGAAGAUGCUAGAAAAGGCUCGCAUGACUUGGGAUAGAGAGUCCACAGAAAUUCGGUACCGUAGACUUCAACAUUUGCUUGAAAAAAGCAAUAUCUACUCCAAAUUUUUAUUGACUAAAAUGGAACAGCAACAAUUAGAGGAACAGAAGAAGAAAGAGAAGUUGGAGAGAAAAAAGGAAUCUUUAAAAGUUACAAAGGGUAAAAAUUCAAUUGAUGCAAGUGGAGAGAAUCCAGUCAUAAGAAAGAAAAGAGGAAGAGAAGAUGAAUCAUACAAUAUUUCAGAGGUCAUGUCAAAAGAGGAAAUUUUGUCUGUGGCUAAAAAAAAUAAGGAGAGUGAGCAUGAAAACUCCUCCUCUACUAAUCUCUGUGUAGAAAAUCUGCAGAAAAACAAAGAUUCAAAUAGUAUAAUUAAAGAUAGAUUAUCUCAAACUGUUAGGCAGAAUACUAAAUUCUUUUUUGAUCCUGUUCGGAAAUGUAAUGGACAGCCAGUACCCUUUCAGCAACCAAAGCACUUCACAGGAGGAGUGAUGCGAUGGUACCAAGUAGAAGGCAUGGAAUGGCUUAGGAUGCUUUGGGAAAAUGGAAUUAAUGGCAUUUUAGCAGAUGAAAUGGGAUUGGGAAAGACAGUUCAGUGCAUUGCUACAAUUGCAUUGAUGAUUCAGAGAGGAGUACCUGGACCUUUUCUUGUCUGUGGCCCUCUGUCUACACUUCCUAACUGGAUGGCUGAGUUCAAAAGAUUUACACCAGAAAUCCCUACUAUGUUAUAUCAUGGAACCCAGCAGGAACGUCGAAAAUUAGUAAGGAAUAUUCACAAACGGAAAGGGACACUGCAGAUUCAUCCUGUGGUAAUUACGUCAUUUGAAAUAGCCAUGAGAGACCGAAAUGCAUUACAGCAUUGCUAUUGGAAAUACUUAAUAGUAGAUGAAGGACACAGGAUUAAGAAUAUGAAGUGCCGUCUAAUCAGGGAAUUAAAACGAUUCAAUGCUGAUAACAAACUUCUUUUGACUGGUACUCCCCUACAAAACAAUUUAUCAGAACUUUGGUCAUUGCUAAACUUCUUGUUGCCGGAUGUAUUCGAUGACUUGAAAAGCUUUGAGUCUUGGUUUGACAUCACUAGUCUUUCUGAAACUGCUGAAGAUAUUAUUGCUCAAGAAAGAGAACAGAACGUAUUGCAUAUGCUGCACCAGAUUCUAACGCCUUUUUUACUGAGAAGACUGAAAUCUGAUGUUGCUCUUGAAGUUCCUCCUAAACGUGAAGUAGUAGUUUAUGCACCGCUUUCAAAGAAACAAGAGAUCUUUUAUACAGCCAUUGUGAACCGUACAAUUGCAAGCAUGUUUGGAUCCAGUGAGAAAGAAACAGUUGAAGCAAGUCCUACUGGACGACCAAAACGGCGAACCAGAAAAUCAAUAAAUUACAGUAAAAUAGAUGAUUUCCCUAAUGAAUUGGAAAAAUUGAUCAGUCAAAUACAGCCAGAGGUGGACCGAGAAAGUAGAACUGUUGUGGAAGUGAAUAUCCCUAUAGAAUCGGAAGUUGAUCUGAAGCUGCAGAAUAUAAUGAUGCUACUUCGUAAAUGCUGUAAUCAUCCAUAUUUGAUUGAGUAUCCUAUAGACCCUGUUACACAAGAGUUUAAGGUCGAUGAAGAAUUGGUAACAAAUUCAGGGAAAUUCUUAAUUUUGGAUCGAAUGCUGCCAGAAUUAAAGAAAAGAGGUCACAAGGUGCUGCUUUUUUCACAAAUGACAAGGAUGUUGGACAUUUUGAUGGAUUACUGCCAUCACAGAAAUUUCAACUUUAGCAGGCUUGAUGGAUCCAUGUCUUACUCGGAGAGAGAAAAAAAUAUGCACAAUUUCAACACAGAUCCAGAUGUGUUUAUCUUCUUAGUCAGUACACGAGCUGGUGGCCUGGGUAUUAAUUUGACUGCGGCUGAUACAGUUAUCAUUUAUGAUAGUGAUUGGAACCCCCAGUCUGAUCUUCAGGCCCAAGAUAGAUGUCAUAGAAUUGGUCAGACAAAGCCAGUUGUUGUAUAUCGCCUUGUUACAGCAAAUACUAUUGAUCAGAAAAUUGUGGAAAGAGCAGCUGCUAAAAGAAAACUGGAAAAGUUGAUCAUCCAUAAAAAUCAUUUCAAAGGUGGUCAAUCUGGAUUAAAUCAGUCUAAGAAUUUCUUAGACCCUAAGGAAUUAAUGGAAUUAUUAAAAUCUAGAGAUUAUGAAAGGGAAGUAAAAGGAUCAAGAGAGAAAGUCAUUAGUGAUAACGAUCUGGAAUUGUUGUUAGAUCGAAGUGAUCUCAUUGAUCAAAUGAAUGCCUCAGGACCAAUUAAAGAGAAGAUGGGGAUAUUCAAGAUUCUAGAAAAUUCUGAAGAUUCCAGUCCUGAAUGUUUGUUUUAAAUUGGAGCUAAAGAAUGGCUUUUAAAUGUUCUUGUUUACAUCUAAUGAUUUACUGAUACUAGUUUUGAAAUCCACAUUGUCCAUUUUACUUUUUUGAUUAUAUCAGUUUAUAUAAUGUAACUAGUACCAUUGCAUACUUAAUAGAGGGUAAUUUUCUGAGCCUUAUAAAGAACAAAGAAGUAUCCAUAUUAAGUUUGGAUUUUUAGUUAAUUUUUGAGACUGGGUAGUACUCUUGGGUACAGGCUGAUAUGUACUUAACCGCUUCCAGAUUUAUACAGUCUUCCUGUGGAAGUUUAGUAAAUGUUUUUCCCCCUUUCUUUUAGUAAUACAGUUCAUGGGUUUUUGGUACUUCAAUUAUGGAGUAGGCUUUUGAUGGGAGGAGAUUGGGAUUAUGCUUUUUGUUGUUUAAGGAAGAAAUUGUUUGAUUUUAGAGUCUAUUUCUAUAAGAUAGUUCACCAAAUAAAUGUUUAUUAUGAGAUGA